Molecule: messenger RNA, 5002 nt
Organism: Elgaria multicarinata webbii
Lineage: Eukaryota; Metazoa; Chordata; Lepidosauria; Squamata; Anguidae
Gene: ABCC10
Product: ATP binding cassette subfamily C member 10
Exons: 22
Coding region: 46-4665 (1539 amino acids)
Biological process (GO): transmembrane transport
Cellular component (GO): membrane
Molecular function (GO): ATP hydrolysis activity; ABC-type transporter activity; ATP binding
Source: RefSeq, a predicted model, not a curated record
CAGGGACUUGUUGCAGGAACUCUUGGCUGCUGUUCCUGGAGGAGGAUGGAGGAGAUCCUGGUUAAUCUGUGUGGGACCAGUCCAAAAGACCCACUUCCCAUCUGGGUCCACAGCAAUGUUGGCCACUGUUUUAACCAGCUGAUUUUAAACAUGUUUCCUCAUGUGAUCCUGAGUGUAAUCAGUGCCUGCUACAUAGGAACACCAAGAUCUUUAGUUUCUCCGAUUGUGUACAGACCUGGAUGGAAAUGCAGAAUUGCUGCAUCCUUUAUACUUGCUGGUUUGUCCGUCCUUGACAUAAUCCUAGUAACCAUUUGGCGACAGAAAUUGGUUCUCUUAUAUCUAGAAGUACUGUCAAGUGGCAUAGCUACGUUGGCAUGGCUUACCCACAGCUUGGCGCUGCUUGCUCUCUACAAGUCUCCAUACCGUUUCAGCCGUGGCCCAUUAAUCCUACUGGUCAUUGUCCUCCUUCCCAUCCCAUCCUUUAUUAUCACACUGGUGUGGCGCUGCCAGACUGAGACAGGUGGUCAGCACCUUCAACUUGUCACCAUCUUCAGACUCUCUGUCCUCUGCCUGCAGCUGGCCUCUCUGCUUCUCUGUGUAAUUGGGUACAUCAUCCCCGUGGCCAACAGGCAAGACGUUUGCUCCAUCAAUGAUUCCUGGCAGCAUGAGCCCCUGAUCACAGCCUCAGGGGUUUCUGCACCCAUUUGGCAGGGAGUGGCUGAGGAUGGAGAGAGCUGGCUCUCACGUUUCUCCUAUGCCUGGAUGAGCCCCCUUAUGAAGCGUGGCUACCAGUGCAUGCUGAAUCGGCCACAGGAUGUCUAUCAGCUUCCUCGACGACUCCAAGUUGAAAGAGUCCGUGAGCACUUUUGCUCCUGCUGGCAGGAAAAGGCAGUUCUUAGCCAAGAGCAUGAAGAGGCUGCAUCUUCCACAAACAGAUUAUUUGCCAAAAGGGAUGUGGGAGGUGUUGAAUUCCCACCUCCAGUAUGCCCUCGUGAUACUCAAAGGUCCGUACGUCUUCUAUCAGUGCUGCAUGCAGCUUUUGGGCUACACUACUACUCUCUGGGCCUUCUCAAACUGGCUGGCAGCCUGUUGGGAUUCUCCGGGCCCCUGCUUCUGAACCUGCUGGUCAGUUUCAUGGAAUCACACCAGGAACCUCUGAGCCACGGAGUGAUCUAUGCACUGGGACUCUUUGCUGGUUCCUUCCUGGGCGCCAUUUUGAGUAACCAGUUCAGUUAUCAGAUCAACAAGAUGAUGCUUAUGGUGCGUACAGCAGUCAUCUCUGCCAUCUACCAGAAAGCCCUCCGGGUGAGUGGCAGUAGCUUGUCUGGCUUCACCACAGGUGAGAUUGUCAACUUUAUGAGCACUGACACUGAUAGGUUGGUCAACUUCUGCUACAGUUUCCAUGAACUGUGGAGUCUUCCUUUCCAAUUCGCCAUCACUCUCUACCUCCUGUACCAGCAGGUGGGCAUAGCCUUCCUGGGAGGGCUGGGUUUGGCUCUGCUACUUGUGCCCAUUAAUAAAGUUGUUGCAAAUCGCAUCAUGGAGAACAACAAGGAGAUGCUGAAGCACAAGGACGUACGGGUCAAGUUGAUGACGGAGUUCUUGUGUGGCAUGCGAGUGAUCAAGUUCUACACCUGGGAAAGACAUUUUGGCUCUAGAGUGCAUGCUUGCCGAGCCAGGGAGCUGAAGAGCCUGCAAGCAAUCAAGUACCUUGAUGCUGUGUGUGUCUAUCUCUGGGCUGCACUGCCUGUUGUCGUCUCCAUUGUCAUCUUUCUCACUUAUGUUCUACUAGGACACCAGCUGUCUGCUACUAAGGUGUUUACAGCUUUGGCCCUUGUUGGGAUGCUCAUUCUCCCUCUCAAUAAUUUCCCCUGGGUGCUGAAUGGGAUCUUGGAAGCCAAAGUAUCUCUGGACCGAAUCCAGCACUUCCUCGAGCUCGCAGACCAGGAUCUGGAUGCUUACUACAUCAGAGCUGGCCCUUCCGAUCCAUCUUCUGCCCUAGAAAUGCACCAUUCCUCCUUUUCAUGGUCACCAGCAAACAAAGAAAGCACUGGACCCCUCAUACCUAGAGGAAGUUUGCAGCUCUUUAUUCAAGAUCUGGUGGUGGCAAAGGGUGCACUGGUGGGGGUCGUCGGGAAGGUUGGAUGUGGGAAGAGUACUUUGCUUGCAGCAAUCACUGGAGAACUCAAUAGUCAAAGCGAGCCUGUUUACAUUUGCGAUCUGGACAAAGGAUUCGGCUUGGCCACACAAGAACCUUGGAUCCAGUUUAGCAGCAUCCGAGAAAACAUCCUUUUUGGGAAGGAAUAUGAUGCCAGAUUUUACCAGGAUGUAAUAGAGGCCUGUGCUCUCUCUGAUGACUUCAAUAUUUUGCCAGCAGGUGAUCAGACAGAGGUGGGUGAGAAUGGAGUGACCCUCAGCGGGGGACAGAAAGCUCGGGUUGCCCUUGCUAGAGCUGUUUACCAGGAGAAAGAGCUAUACCUUCUCGAUGACCCACUAGCAGCUGUUGAUGCAGAUGUAGCCAAUCACCUUAUGCAGAAAUGCAUUCUGGGAAUUCUCAGACAUAAGACCAGGAUUCUUUGCACGCACAGAACUGAGUUCUUGGAAAAGGCUGACAUCUUACUGCUGAUGGACAAUGGCAGAAUUCUCAAGACAGGAACCCCAACAGAGAUUCUGCCACUGGUAGAAGCUGCUCCUAAGCUUAGUAAGAUGGACAAGAGAAGGGAGGACAACAUACCUGCUGAAUAUAGCCAAGAGGAGGAUGCAGAGCCUGAGGAAGAAGAAGAACCAAACCAAGCCAACUGUCUUCUCAGGCAGGAGGAGGAGAAGAAAGAAGGGGCCGUGGCUUUCCAGGUCUACAAAGCAUAUUGGGUGGCUGUUGGAAGCUGCCUAGCAUUGUCCAUCCUCCUCUCCCUGCUGCUGAUGCAAGCUUCUAGGAAUGUCUCCGACUGGUGGCUGUCAAACUGGAUCUCCAGCCUACCGCAUGCAGAAAAUACCUCUGUCAGCAACCUGUCUGUUCUGCCUUCCUCACAGCUGCUGCUCUUCUCCCAUGGGGGACUCAUUUCCCCAGUCCUGGCCUCCAUCCCUUCAAAUGGCUCUGUGGAUGUGAACUUUUACCUGACUGUGUACGGCUGCAUUGCAGGAGCAAAUUCUGUCUUCACCAUCCUGCGGGCCUUCCUCUUUGCCUAUGGCACCAUCCAUGCUGCUACUGUCGUUCACAACAGGUUGCUCAGAAGGGUGAUGAAGGCCACAAUGACUUUCUUUGACACCACGCCAACAGGCCGCAUCCUUAAUCGCUUUUCCUCGGACCUCUACUGUGUGGAUGACAGCCUGCCUUUCAUUCUCAACAUCUUCCUGGCCAACAUCUUUGGUCUGCUGGGGAUGCUGGUGAUGAUCACCUAUGGGCUGCCUUGGAUUGGCCUCGUCCUGCUGCCCUUGGCCGCCAUUUACUACUCUAUCCAACGCUAUUACCGGCGCACGUCCCGUGAACUCAAGCGCCUCUACAGUCUCACCCUGUCCCCCAUCUACACUCACUUCUCGGAGACCUUGACAGGCCUCAGCAUCAUCCGGGCCACCAGGGCCACAGGCAGGUUUGAGACAGAGAACCAGCAGCGAUUGGAGCUGAACCAACGCUGCCGUUUUGCCAGCAACACCGCCAUGCAGUGGCUGGACAUUCGGCUGCAGAUGAUCGGAGUUGCUGUAGUUACUGCCAUUGCAGGAAUUGCCAUCAUCCAGCACCAGAGGAAAAUGGGAGAUCCAGGUCUAGUGGGCCUGGCCCUUUCCUAUGCCCUGUCAGUCACAAACCUGCUAUCUGGACUCAUCACUAGCUUCACUCAGACAGAAACCAUGAUGGUGAGUGUGGAACGGACAGAGGAAUAUGCAACAGAGAUCCCCAUAGAGUCUCAGGAGGAGUCGCUCCAGGUUGCACCUGAUUGGCCAAGUCGGGGUCACAUAGAGUUCCAGCAAGUAAUACUGACCUAUCGGCCUGACCUACCCAGUGCUCUGGAUGGGGUGACUUUCACUAUCUAUCCUGGAGAAAAAAUUGGGGUAGUUGGACGGACCGGAUCUGGCAAAUCCACUCUAUUUUUGGCCCUUUUCCGAAUGGUGGAACUGAGAGCCGGCCGAAUCCUCCUGGACAAUAUCGACAGCUUUUCUGUUGGCUUGAAGGAGCUGAGGUCUAGAUUGGCCAUAAUCCCACAGGACCCCUUUUUGUUUAGUGGGACAAUCCGUGAGAAUCUGGACCCUAAAGGGCAACAAACGGAUGCUGACUUGCACCAUGUCCUGGAGCAAUGCCACUUGCAGGCAGUGAUUACAGAGAUGGGUGGUCUGGAUUGUGAGCUGGGGGAGAGAGGAAAGAGUCUCUCCGUAGGACAGAGGCAGCUCGUUUGUUUAGCAAGGGCUCUCCUAACCCAGGCCAAGAUUCUGUGCAUCGAUGAGGCCACAGCAAGCGUGGACCAAAAGACAGACAGAUUACUUCAGCAGACCAUCCGCCAGCGAUUUGCAGACAAAACUGUGCUGACUAUCGCUCAUAGGUUGAACACUAUCCUGGACUCCGAUCGAGUGCUGGUGAUGCAUGCUGGGAAGGUGGCAGAGUUUGAUUCCCCUGCCGUUCUCAGCGAGAAGCAGGCCUCCUUGUUUCAUCACCUCCUGCACACUGGGCAGCAGUGACCUCCCUGCAGAGACGCUUGGGCUUGACAGUUUAUACCUCAUGACUGUGGCCGUUUCCCCUUGGCAACGUGGGGCCCUUCCCUGACCUUUCCCUCCACCUGCAGCAUUGUGAAACAGGCGCUCCGCCUCCUGCGGAGCAUCCUGCUUCUGACCAGGUGAUGGAACAUUCUCUGCCAAGGACAGCAGAGGAAGGCAGUAGAUCUGUGCCACCCCUCAGGCUGAAGGGAGUGGGACCUAUGAAGAGGGGCAUUCCCAUUUAGGGUGGAUAGAGAAUGGUGGCUUUUGCACAAGAGCUUCUUGUAGAGGUUCUGUCAUUUAAGAAAUAAAAAUAAAAAUA